Haemorhous mexicanus (house finch) is the source of this 1438-nucleotide messenger RNA. RefSeq names its product HLA class II histocompatibility antigen, DQ beta 2 chain-like. Gene Ontology annotation, cellular component: MHC class II protein complex. NCBI's taxonomy places the organism in Eukaryota, Metazoa, Chordata, Aves, Passeriformes, Fringillidae. The transcript is spliced from 3 exons. Bases 881 to 1423 code for a protein of 180 amino acids. The record is from RefSeq and is a predicted model, not a curated record. Gene Ontology annotation, molecular function: MHC class II protein complex binding. Gene Ontology annotation, biological process: peptide antigen assembly with MHC class II protein complex; immunoglobulin production involved in immunoglobulin-mediated immune response; positive regulation of T cell activation.
UCUGCCGGCGAAACUACGAGCUUUAUGCCCCGUUCACAACGGUGGAGCGCCGAGGGGAGCGCGGGGCAGAGCGCGUCCCCUCGGGCCCUGCCCUGCCAAUGACCCUGGAGCUCCUGAAAUUCCCAGAAUCCCUCGAAUUUGGGAAUCGCCCCAGAGCCCGCAGCCCUCCUUGUGCCCAUCACCGGGACAUCCUCUCCCUCCCAGUGACCUCCCCCGCCGUGGCUACUCCAGCCCAUCCCAGUCCGUCCGAGUCCAUCCCGGUCACUCCCAGCGCUCCACGGCGCGUCCAUCUCGGUUGAGCGUGGAGAUAACGCCUCUCAGCCAAUCAGAGCGCGUCGCUCCGAUGACCCAUCUGUUGCUAGGAGGAUUAGAUUAGAGGGCCCUGCGAUGGACUGGGCCUCGCAGCGCCGCGCACGUCAUUCCCAGUUCCAUCCCAGUUCCUCCCAGUCCAUUCCCAGAUCCCUUCUAGUGCCUCCUCAGUCCCUCCCACUUCAUUCCUACUUCAUUCCCAGAGCACCAUCCUCAAUCCGAGGGACGCUCACCCCCUCCCAUUUCUCUCAGUGCCAUCCCAGUCUCUCCCAGUCCAUUCUCAGUCGCUCCCAGUCCCUCCCCAGUCCGCCUCCAGUCCCAGAGCACCAUCCUCAAUCCGAGGGACACUCACCCCCUCCCAUUCUCUCAGUGCCAUCCCAGUCCCUCCCAGUCCAUUCUCAGUCGCUCCCAGUCCCUCCCCAGUCCCCCUCCAGUCCAUUCCCGUACAUUACCAUUGAAUUCCCACUCCAUUCCCAGUCCAUCCCCAGUCCCUCCCAGUCCAUUCCCAGUCCCUCUCCUGCCCACCCCAGCCCUCCCCUCUCUCUCCCAGUGCCCCCCAGCUGAUCCCAGUAUGUCCCUGCUCUCUCUCUCUCCCACAGUGCCCCCCAGCGUUUCCAUCUCGCUGGCAUCCCCCUCGAGCUCCCAGCCCGGCCCCAGCCGCCUGCUCCGCUUCGUCAUGGAUUUCUACCCUGCCCACAUCCAGGUGAGGUGGUUCCAGGGCCAGCAGGAGCUCUCGGAGCACGUGGUGGCCACCGACGUGGUCCCCAACGGGGACUGGACCUACCAGCUCCUGGAGCUGCUGGAAACUCUCCCCCCCGGCGCGGGCUCACCUACACCAGCCAGAGAUGCCGCCGGACGCCACCCGCAGCAAGAUGCUGACGGGCAUCGGGGGCUUCGUCUUGGGCUUCGUCUUCCUGGCGCUGGGGCUCGGCUUCUACCUGCGCAAGAAGAGCUCCUGAGCCGCCGGCGGCCGCAGCCCCUGCCCGUGGGCUCGGGCCCCGCCGGGACCCCCCGCUCCGUCCCCGCUCCGCUGAUUUUGGGGGGUCCCGUGUGUCCCCCCAGCCCCGCCGGCGCUCUGCCCCCACCCAGUGCCCGCUCCCAGUGCUCCCAAUAAAGCUUCCCAGUUGGC